AUGAGACAGAAGAGAGCCAAACAAUACAGAAAGCAGAUGCUUGUGUACCAGCACACCUUCAAAUUCAGAGAGCCCUACCAGGUCAUAGUGGAUGACGAAUUGGUGAUGGGAUGCUCCAAGGCAUCAUUUGACGUAGCCAAAGGGCUGACGAGAACUCUUCAAGCGGAGGUCAAGCCGAUGAUCACGCAAUGCUGCAUCCAGAAGCUCUACGAGAGCCGUGACCAGCACGCUAUCGACAUUGCAAAGACGUUUGAAAGACGUCGUUGUAACCAUCCACCCAAGGAUCCUGUUCCACCUCAUGAGUGUAUCAAGUCGAUCGUCAAUAUCAAUAAUGAGAAUAAACAUAGGUAUGUCGUGGCCACUGAUAACGAGAGACUGAGAUAUUCGCUGAGAAAGAUCCCCGGUGUUCCGUUGAUCUAUAUGAACAGGUCUGUGAUGGUUAUGGAGCCCCUAAGUAAAGCAAGUGCUCUGGUUUCAACGUCAAAGGAGAAGAACAAGUUGACUCAUGGCUUGAACAGUGUGAAGAGUGGCGUUGCCAACGCUGAGCAAGAUGACGAGACAGGAGAGACAGAGACGAAGAAGAAAAGGAAAGGACCAAAGCAACCAAAUCCUUUGAGCAUAAAGAAGAAGAAGGUGAAGUCAGGCGAGAAUGAGCAGCAGCAAACUACAGAGAAGACGAAGAAGAGAAGGAAAAGAUCUCAUAAGAAGAGAGAAGCUGGGCAAGAUGAAGGUGAAGGCAAAGGUGACGGUGACGGUGAUGGUGAAGGUGAAGGUGACGGUGAAGGCAAAGGUGAAAGCCAAGGUGAAAGCCAAGAUUAA
Molecule: messenger RNA, 819 nt
Organism: Williopsis jadinii
Lineage: Eukaryota; Fungi; Ascomycota; Saccharomycetes; Phaffomycetales; Wickerhamomycetaceae
Gene: UTP23
Product: rRNA-binding ribosome biosynthesis protein UTP23
Exons: 2
Coding region: 1-819 (272 amino acids)
Cellular component (GO): small-subunit processome; nucleolus
Molecular function (GO): small ribosomal subunit rRNA binding
Source: RefSeq, a predicted model, not a curated record